Molecule: messenger RNA, 3168 nt
Organism: Xenia sp. Carnegie-2017
Lineage: Eukaryota; Metazoa; Cnidaria; Anthozoa; Malacalcyonacea; Xeniidae
Exons: 4
Coding region: 1-3168 (1055 amino acids)
Biological process (GO): DNA integration
Molecular function (GO): nucleic acid binding
Source: RefSeq, a predicted model, not a curated record
AUGGAGGAGUUAGCAAGAAAGAAAAGAGUACGAGCAGGACGAGCAGGUCAUCGCGGUGCAAAACUGCGGUGCAAAACUGCACAAGCAAAACUGGUUGGUAGUAAGUCGGGACGAGUAAGGUUUUUGUUGGAUUCUGGGAGUCAGAGAUCAUUUGUUACUGAAAGGACGGCUAAAGCGUUGGGAUGUAAAGUCGUUCGUGAAGAAAAUCUGAGAAUAGGAACGUUUGGGAAAAGGGCUUUAGAGAACGAGUUGAGAAGGGUUGUGCGAUUGGAUUUGAGUUCGUUGUCGGGUGGUGAAGUCGUAUCUAUCGAGGCAUAUGUUGUACCAGAAAUAUCAGUAAUUAGUAAUCAACAUUUGGAGAAAGGUCGUAUUAUGCGAGGAAAGCAGGGGGAGCCUGUGGCUAUCGAGACGGUGCUUGGAUGGGUAGUUUCAGGGCCGGUUGGAAGCACGGAUAAGAAUCAACCCGCCACUGCUCAGGCCCAAGAAGAGUUAGGCAUCAUAGAGAGGGUAGGAAAAGAUAGUGUGAUUAAUUCUCAUGCCAAAAUACAUUACAUGCCUCAUCAAGCUGUCGUGCGAAAGGAUGCCAAGACGACAAAGGUUAGAGUGGUUUAUGACGCAAGCGCUAAAGUACUCAAGUCAAGUGUCUCUUUGAAUGAUUGUUUGCAUAUCGGACCUUCACUUAAUCCACUUUUGUUUGAUAUUCUGCUUAGGUUCCGUGAGCAAAGAAUAGCGCUAAUAGCGGACAUAGAGAAGGCCUUCCUAAACAUUGAAGUGCACGAAAGGGAUCGAGAUAGCCUAAGGUUUUUGUGGGUAGAUGAUGUACUGCGCAACAAUUUGAAUCUUGUAGUUUACCGUUUUUGUAGAGUCAUAUUUGGGGUGAAUUCGUCACCAUUUUUGCUUAAUUCGACGUUAAGGCAUCAUAUCAGCAAAUAUUUACAGUGCGAUAGGGAAUUUUCAGAAAAACUGCUAAAAAGCUUUUACGUGGACGAUCUUGCCAGCGGUGAAUCUAGUACAGAGCGAGCGUAUCAGCUAUAUCGUAAGGCCAACGAACGCAUGAAUGAAGGCGGAUUUAAGUUACGCAAAUGGCGGACUAAUGAUAGUGCGUUAAGAUCGCAAAUUGAAGAAGAUGUGCGUGACGUGGAAAGUAGUUGCGUUGAUGAGCAAACGUAUGCGAAAACCACGCUUGCUCAAGUACAGGGUCAAUUUGGUAAAGUAUUAGGGUUGGAAUGGGAUAGCGUCGGGGACGUAAUAAUAUUCGAUUUCGAAAAUUUGAGUGCGAAAGCGGAAAACACGGAACCGACGAAGAGAAAUGUGUUGAGUCUGUUAGCUUGUAUCUUCGAUCCAUUAGGGCUCUUGAGUCCUACGAUUGUUAAAGCUAAAAUUCUCUUUCAAGAUAUUUGUUACAGUGGCGUGGAUUGGGACGAUACAUUGCCUAAAAGUGUGAAAGAGAAGUGGGAGAAGUGGUUGAGAGAUCUAAAGGAGGUAAAGAGUGUUUCAAUAGGCAGGUACUCGAGCGGCGUGACUGACACAUCUGGCUCAGAAUCAAAGCAGAGAUAUUUUUUGCAUGGAUUUGGGGAUGCGUCAAAGCGAGCUUAUUGUGCGGUUGUGUAUCUAGUAGUUUUGAACGGUAACGAUGUUCGUGUUAAGUUGAUUGCCAGCAAAACAAGAGUAGCCCCGAUGAAAGAACUUAGUAUUCCGCGGUUAGAAUUAAUGGCAGCUAGAAUAUUGGCUCAUUUAAUGUCUGCAGUCAGGAAAGCGUUAGAGUCAGAGUAUAAUUUUGAAGGUGUUAAGUAUUGGACUGAUAGUAUGACUGUUUUGUAUUGGAUAGUCAACUCAGGCAAUUGGAAGCAAUUUGUACAGCAUAGAGUUGACGAAAUAUUAAGGCUUAGUUCAAAAACAGAGUGGAGUCAUUGUCCAGGUAAGGAAAACCCUGCAGAUUUAGGGUCGCGAGGGGUCUUGAUGACUGAGUUAAAGAACGCGGAGGCUUGGUGGUCAGGACCGUCUUGGUUGCGGGGUAGUCCAAGGCAUUAUCCUAUGGUGAAGGAGAUAGUUCCCACAGUAGACAGCAAGGUUGAAGAGAAAAGGUCAUUUGUUGUUAACCUAAUCACAAGUGCAAGGUCAUUGUUUGGAAUUGGCAAUGUCAUUAGCAUAAGUAAAUACAGCACACUUACACGGCUGUUAAGAGUUACUGCGUGGGUGAAGAGAUUCGUCUAUAAUUUGAAACAAAAAAGACUAGGAUUAGAAAUUUUUACCGGACCAAUAAAAGCGAGCGAAAUGAAUGAUGGAGAAUGCGAGUGGAUAAAGUCAGCCCAGCUAGAGUUACGAGAGCAACCCGAGUUUAAGCAGUUAGAAAGACAGUACGGACUGAUAGAAAUGAACAGGAUACUGCAUUGUACGGGAAGAUUGGGUGAAUCAGAUUUGGAGGCAGAAGCUAGAGAGCCGAUUGUUUUGCCUAGGAGACAGUAUUUCACAGAGCUAGUGAUUAGGCAGUGUCAUGAAUCUGUUAUGCAUGGGGGAGUUCGGAGCACGUUGGCGCAACUGAGGUCGAAGUAUUGGGUACCCAAGGGCAGACAGGAAGUUAAGAGAGUGAGCGGUGGAUGUGUAGCUUGUAAACGAUGGAACAGUAAGCCGUGUACACAAAUAAAGCAAGCAGCGUUACCAGAGUUUAGGGUUAGGAGAGCCGCACCAUUUGAAAAUUCAGGCGUAGAUUUUGCAGGACCUUUGUACGUAAAACAAAGAAGAUUUUUUGCAAGGUUUGGAACACCGAAACUUAUUGUUUCUGACAACGCCAAAACAUUUAAAGCCGCAAAAAAGACGUUGCGCGACUUAUUUCAAUGCGAAGAAGUAGAUAAUUGCCUUAGCGCUAAGAACAUUGAGUGGCGAUUUAACCUAGAGAGGGCCCCAUGGUGGGGAGGGUUUUUCGAAAGGAUGAUAGGGCUAGUGAAAGUCUGUUUAAGGAAAGUUUUGGGCAAUGCAAAACUUACUUUCGACGAACUGACAACUGUUCUAGCUGAAGCUGAAGCUAAAUUGAAUUCUAGACCCUUAACGUAUGAGUACGAGGAAGUGAAUAGUGAAGUACUUACUCCUGCACAUUUAGUCUAUGGUAGGCGCAUCGUGACAUUACCCGAUAGCAAGGACUCAAAAAUUAAUGAUUUAGGACUAGAAUAA